GAGACAGACUAGUUCGAGCCACGCUCCAGUUCACUUCUCAGUUUUGACUUGUGCUUGGAGAAUAAACGCAAACUCGGAGCAUUUAUUAAAUUAUUGAUCAACGUUUUGUUGAUUCAAAUCACGCGCGCGUCUGACGCUACCAAUUGUGAAUUAACGUGAAACCAACGUCUGCACACCGAGUAUAUACCUAAUACCUAUAUACGCAGGCAACGUUACCUACGCGAAAGGUCUGCUUUCUCUUUCCAUCACAUAAGUGUGUGUGUGUAUAUAUAUAUAUAUAUAUAAAAGCUUCAAUUCGGUUACUUUACCGAGCGGCGAGGCCGGCGACGGAGUCGGAGAGCAGUCCAGCACUAUUUAGCGUCUCUUUCCUACAUCUAUAUGUCCCGACACUCGACAUAACCUCAAAUCAUGCCAAACAAACGAACUCGCCGUUAGAGUUUUGACAUUUUUUAGAAUUUUUCUAACACAUACGAAUUCUAGCACGUAUACAUUUUUACGAAAAUGGAUCCUCGAAUUCACCGACGUGCCGAGCCGGAAAAAAGCUCAGGAGAUAUGGUUGCAGAGUGGCUAAAUGAAGCUACCAUAAGUACCAAUGACUCUGUCAAAGUGCAAAAUUUGUGCAAGGCACAAGAAAUUCUACUGAAUAAGGAACAUUUACUCUUGAAUGUUUAUCUAGAUGACAUAUUACAAUUUGCAAUCGACAGAAAUGCAGAGGUCAGGAAAACUAUAGCAGGAUUUAUAGAAGAAGCAGGAGUAAAGAAACCCGAUGCUAUCCCUAGAAUUAUACUAGUUUUAUUAAGACUAAUCACCGAUCCAGCGCCGGUCGUUGCCAAACGAGCUUUAAGGGCAAGCGGAAGAAUCCUGAGGGCCACUUUAAAAUGGGCAGCUAGUGCUCAAGUCGUAACCCCGGAUAUGGAAAAUACGUGGACGCAAAUAAGUAAUUUGAAAAUUCAAAUUAUAAAUAUGAUUGACAGUGAUAAUGAUGGGAUACGUACGCAGGCAUUGAAAUUCCUGGAAGGAGUAGUGUUGAUCCAAACAUAUCCAGAUCCAGACUCACCAAAGAAACCCGAUGACUUUUCAUUGGAAGAUGUACCUCUGACACUGAAGAUAGCUCGUAGAAGAAAGUUGGAAGAGGAAGCUAAUCACGUCAUGGACCUUCUGAUAAAAUUCUUUGGAUCUCCUCACGUGAGCAGUGUCAAUUUGAUAACAUGCAUGGGCUCGUUAUCCCUGAUUGCAAAAAUGAGGCCUCAAUUCAUGCCAAACGUCAUACAAGCAAUGCAGAGGUUGCAGAGUGAUUUGCCACCUACACUGUCGGAUUCCCAAGUGACUAGUGUACAAAAGCAGCUGAAACUCACAUUAUUUGGGCUUCUGAAACAUCCGGCGAGUGUAGAAUAUGCUCAGCCAAUUGCCAGACAGCUCACGCAACUAGGUUGCAAGGAGAAUGAAAUCCUUAAGUACUUCCCAAAGCCUGAAGAAAUCAGGAGAGCGAAGAAACGACAACAGGAAAGUGCUGCUGUCAUUGCUGCAAAGAAAGCAAGGUCUGAGAUUCCUGUUAUACCCAUGGAAGAAGAGCCUGUACCUCUGCCAGUUCCUCCUCCAAAAGUGCCAGAGUUGAUAGAACUCUCUGAAAAUUACAUUGCUGAGAGGCUUAGUGUUGAAAUUGCUGCAGAAUUAGUCAUGGACAGUAUGGCUUGGGUACCGGACAUCAUGACGUCAGUAUUCUCAAGAGAGUACCAGCCAACAGCCACAGCAGAUACGACCAAACAACGGCAGGUCAUAGCAAAGCUGCUGUCAGUGCAAAUAAAACAAGCCAAGGAGAAGAAAACGAAAAUAACAAAAGAAAAGGAGGUUGACAUAGUCAUGGAGGAUCUGAUAAAGAAUCCCACCAUCAGUGUCGCGGAGGUCAAGCGAGAACGAAAGCGAGAAAAGGAUAGGGAAAAAGAACAGCAGGCUAAGGCAUCACUAGAGGCACAUGAAAAAUCCUUAGCCAAGGCCAGGAGUCGUCUCAAGUCCUUGAAACUUUCGGAGGUGACGAAGCCUCUUCUCAAGGAAACGAGAGAUAAGAUGUUGCUCAUGGCAGUUAACAGAAUUCUCGGGACGGAAAAAAGUGUGAUUCUUGGAGGUGUCGCCAACGUCAGAAUGAAGAUUCUGACGACUCUAGCGGCGACGUUCAACCCAUACGUGAAGGAAGCAAUUUUACGCCACAUAACCGAGGACAUGCGGACACGCCUAGAAUUGGCGCUCUGUUGGUUAUACGAGGAGUACGCGUUGCUCCAAGGUUUCCAACGCCGAACGAUCCUAUGCUCAAAACCAACGGAAGCGCCUCAUCAAGCGUAUAACUUUUUGCUAUGCACCUUGGUCUCGGCCAUCGACAACAUACAGGGCAAGGAUCGGGAUGUACUGCUGACAAGACUUUACCUCGAGGCGCCUCUCAUAACGGAAGACGCUGUCGAGGCGCUGAAGAGUAUCUCGUCAGAGGAGACAAGAGGUUUAACUCCAUUGAUAUUGCUUAAAGACCUCGUCAUAAGGAGGCCGACGAAGCAACUAAUUUUCCUCAACGUACUAUUGUGUCACACUGGACACGAGAAUAACAUGAUCCGUGAAAAUGCAAUCCAAUUGGUAGUCCGGCUGUACGCUCGUCCAGACCUCAGUAAAAUGAUUGAGGAAUAUGCGGGGUUGUACCUGGGAUUCUUACGUUUGCCAAAUCCUCCAGAAAUAGUUUUCGGUCAAGACAGAGGUAGAUCGCAGUUAGAAGAGAACUGGACCGAGUCGACGACUCGUGCCUGCCUCAGUCUCUACCUCGCGCUUCUCACGGAAAAUCAAAGUCUUGUACACGAACUAGCACGUGUAUACACCUCUAUGAGUGCAGAGGUCAAGAGAAUUGUGCUCAGGUUAAUCGAAACGCCGGUCAAGAGCCUGGGGAUGGAAAGUCCGCAGUUGCUGGAAUUGGUGGAAAAAUGUCCCAAAGGAGCGGAAAUGCUGAUUAUGAGGAUCAUUCAUAUUCUUACUGAGAAGGCUACGCCGAGUCCCGAAUUGGUUGCCAAAGUUCGAGAACUUUACCAGGCGAGAGUCUCCGACGUUCGCUUUUUGAUACCCGUACUCAAUGGUUUGUCGAAAAAGGAAGUCAUCGCAGCUUUGCCAAAACUGAUCAAAUUAAAUCCUGUGUCUGUGAAGGAAGUAUUCAAUAGAUUGCUAGGUACACACAACAACGAGAGUGGAGUGACUCAUACCUUGCCGCUCACACCUGCGGAGCUAUUGAUUGCUCUCCAUAAUAUAGAGCCUAGCAAAGCUGAACUGAAGACUGUUAUAAAAGCGACAUCAUUAUGCUUUGCUGAAAAAACAAUUUUCAAUCAGGAAACGGUGGCAGUGGUGAUGCAGCAGCUUAUGGACAUGACUCCCCUGCCAACGUUGUUAAUGCGAACUGUGAUACAAAGUUUGACCCUAUAUCCACGAUUGAUAGGAUUUGUUAUGAAUAUUCUGCAACGUCUGAUACUGAAGCAAGUUUGGAAGCAGCCCAAGGUGUGGGAGGGCUUUGUUAAGUGUUGUGAAAGGACUCAGCCGCAGAGUUUUGCGGUCGUGCUUCAGUUACCUCCUGCGCAGCUCGUCGAAGCGCUGAAAAUGGCGCCAAACAUGCGGGCGCCACUCGUGGAGCACGUGGAAGCUUUUGCUGAGAACCAGAAAGCUGUUAUACCCCAAUCAAUUAUGGAUGUGAUCAGAGGAAAACCACCAAUAAUGAUGCAUGAUGACUUUGAUAUUGCGCCUCCUGGAGAUUUCCCCAUGGAACGUCAAGACCCAGCUGACCUCGAAAAUUUGGAACCUGCUCCGCCUGGUUUAGAAUAAUAGACUACCUUUUUUACGAUUCCUGUGUAUAUUUUAUUAUGAGUACAAAGGCUGUUGGAUUAAUUUUUGAAAAUAUGGUCUUUUUGUCUUUUCAUUCUCAACUCGACUUUCUCUGAUUUACUCCGAAAAGUUUUCUAUUUAUGCGAAGUAUGUAAGCAAGCACAUUAACUUCUUAAAGGACAAGAUUUAUUUCCGUCUAAUGUUUGUGGGCACGAGUAUACGAUUUUUUUUCAAGGCCAUAUUUUCAAAUCACAUCGUGUAUAAGUUUUGUACGAUAUGGACAAUAAAUGAACUGUAUAAAUAAAUAUAGGUCCAUAAUUAUGUAAAUUAAAUAAACAAAAAAAAAAGUAUUACAAUGAUCUUAUCUCUUGAUGAAGCAGAAGCGAAAUUUAUUACAUAUAUUUAUGACGAAAAAAUAUCAUAAGUAUGAGUAUCAAAAUUAAAUGUCUAUAAAUUUAUCAUCUAUAUUUUGGAGCUAAUGUUUUUCAGACUCAUGCAAAGUCAACACCAGUGUCUAGUAAAUCUCGUAACAUAAAGGAUGCUUUCUUUGGCAGUAUUCUGAAAAUGACAAGUCCAAAAUUAUGAUUAUGAAUAAAUCAA
Molecule: messenger RNA, 4440 nt
Organism: Nasonia vitripennis (jewel wasp)
Lineage: Eukaryota; Metazoa; Arthropoda; Insecta; Hymenoptera; Pteromalidae
Gene: Sym
Product: symplekin
Exons: 11
Coding region: 502-3840 (1112 amino acids)
Cellular component (GO): mRNA cleavage and polyadenylation specificity factor complex
Source: RefSeq, a predicted model, not a curated record